Teleopsis dalmanni is the source of this 558-nucleotide messenger RNA. Its product is annotated as protein KRTCAP2 homolog. The transcript has 3 exons. The record is from RefSeq and is a predicted model, not a curated record. NCBI's taxonomy places the organism in Eukaryota, Metazoa, Arthropoda, Insecta, Diptera, Diopsidae. Bases 77 to 511 code for a protein of 144 amino acids.
GAAAAUUCGUAAACAUUUGUUUAUUACUGACUAGAUAUAAGUGGUUAUUUGAGUACCUCCCAAUAUAUUUAUAAUAAUGGCUACAACGGGCGUUUUAUUUAAGAGCUCCGCAACAUCCGCUGGAAUAGCGUGCCUAUUUUGUGCAAUAUGUUUUUUUGCUUUACGUUUAAAUAUUCCAUGGUUUCGCGCAACACAACUAAAUACCAUUUUUGGUGGAUACGUUGGAUCUUGGCUGUUUUUAAUGAGUUUAACUGCAGUGUCAAAUAUUGAAAUGAUAUUGUUUGGAGCCGAUUACCAAGCAAAAUUUAUUCCGGAGAUUUUGUUUUGUAUAACUUUGGCUACAGCCGCCUCAGUUAUGGUCCACCGUGUUAGUGCAACAUCUUGUGUUUUAUUCUCCAUUAUUACCCUGUAUUUUGUACACGGAGUUUCGGUGAAAUAUUACGGAAAGGGAUUAACAACUGCGGAGGCGAUAUCAGCUACAAAAAAGGGUGGCAAUAAAAAAAAUAAAUGAAUUGAAAAAAAAAAGUUAGGCAACAAAAUAUCAACUAAUAACUUUUG